UGUGCCCUCUCAGCGACACAGCAAAUUAAGCCCAAUUUCCUCAAGCCUCUGAGACCGACUCCCAGGGAUUCAGGGUUUGAGACCCGGAACUUCGGAGAAGCAGAGCUUUACAUUUCCCCGCGCUCCUCUGAUGACCCAGGCAGCCGAGAAGGAGGUUGCUUCUUCUGGCCGAGACGUCCGUCUCACCGUGGGACCUCGAACCGGUGAACCUUGUGGCAGGGGAACAUCCUGGGACCACCGAGGUGGGAGCAGGCGUUCAGGACCGACGUCCCCGCAGCACUGCAGGAGUCACGCGCAUCAGCCAUUCUGCAUUUCCUGCAACUUGCUGCUCCUGCACUUCCUCUUCAGGGCUCCGCCAUGGCCUCCCUCAGUCUGUGGGCUGUUCUCCUCGUCUUCCUGAUCAACUCCUCCAGUCAACUCGAGGACAACAAGAUCCCCAGCCUGUGCACCGGGCAGCCUGGGAUCCCAGGAUCCCCCGGGGGUCACGGCAGCCCCGGCCAGCCUGGCAGAGACGGGCGGGAUGGUCGGGACGCCGCUCCCGGGGAGAAGGGAGAAAGGGGUGACAGAGGAGAGCCAGGGGUUUCGGGCGAGAGAGGUUACAGCGGCGACCGAGGAAGCCCAGGAGAGAAGGGCGAGCGGGGCGAGCCUGGGGAGUGCGCCGUGGCCCCCAAGUCGGCGUUCAGCGCCAAGUUGUCCGAGACGCGCAGCGCACCGGUGCCUGUAGAUGGCGCCGUUGUGUUCGACACGCCGCUCUUGAACGAGCAGGGCGACUACAACGUGGAGACGGGCCGCUUCACGUGCCGGGUGCCGGGGGUGUAUUAUUUCACCGUGCACGCCACUGUGUACCGCGCCAGCCUCCAGUUCGACCUAAUGAAGAAUGGCCAUGUGGUGGCGUCCUUCUUCCAGUUCUACGGCAAUUGGCCCAAACCGGCCUCGCUUUCCGGUGGCUCCCUGCUACACCUGGUGCCUGGCGACCAGGUUUGGGUCCAAAUGGCCCUGCAAGAGUUCAGCGGCUUCUACUCCAGCUCUAAGACGGACAGCACCUUCACGGGCUUCCUGGUGUACUCGGACUGGAAGAACUCCGCUGUGUUUGCCAUAUAGGCGACGUCACUCGCAUGUACGCAACACGUUUGCGAACAGACUGGAAGCGCUUGAAGAAAUGUAUUGAUAAAAAACACAUGCACGCACACACACACACACUCUCUCGUUCCCACGACUCAUGCUAUAGGUGUUGUACAUGUUUAGCUGCUUAGCAAAUGCACAGCUCAUUUAGUCAGUCGGAUAUUUCACUGCAACGACACUUUUAUGUAAAAUAAACCACCAAAGGUUUAA
Brienomyrus brachyistius is the source of this 1332-nucleotide messenger RNA. RefSeq names its product C1q and TNF related 5 (gene c1qtnf5). The transcript is spliced from 5 exons. Lineage: Eukaryota; Metazoa; Chordata; Actinopteri; Osteoglossiformes; Mormyridae. Bases 358 to 1101 code for a protein of 247 amino acids. Gene Ontology annotation, molecular function: protein binding. The record is from RefSeq and is a predicted model, not a curated record.